GUCACCCCGCAGCGUCUCCGUUGGCGUCAUCCGCGCGCGCCUCCGAAGGCAAAAUGGCGACCUUUCCCUCAGCUUUCGCGGCUGCCGGGCUAAGGAAGACGCUGCUGGUGCUGCGAGCGGCCGGGCGGCCGAGUCAGCCCGGGCAGGCGGCUUUGCUGAGACAGGUUUCAAGUAAGUCUAAUUCUGUAGACUUGGCGUACCCAGGGAUUAUUGAGUCCACCGAAGAAUAUAAAUUUGUGGAAAGGCUGAUACCACCUACCACAAUACCCAUACCUCCAAAACACGACCAGUAUCCUACACCUUCUGGAUGGAGGCCACCACAAGAUCCUCCUCCUGAACUUUCCUACUUUGUACGACGGUCACGCAUGCACAACGUGCCUGUGUACAAAGAUACUUCUCACCAUGGAUCCAGAAAGAUGACGAUUAUCAGGAAAAUUGAAGGCGACAUCUGGGCCCUAGAGAACGAGGUGAAGGCCUUCCUUACGGAAUUGUCCGGACGAACGCCAGCAACCCAAGUCAAUGAAAAUACCUGUAGUAUCCGUGUCAAGGGCUAUUUUGAGGAAGAACUCAAGACGUGGUUGAUGGACAAAGGCUUUUAAAUAAAGGAUAGCAAGGGAUGUGGCGAGAUCUGUCCCUUUGCGAAGACAGCGA
Ahaetulla prasina is the source of this 651-nucleotide messenger RNA. RefSeq names its product mitochondrial ribosomal protein L49 (gene MRPL49). The transcript has 4 exons. Gene Ontology annotation, cellular component: mitochondrial large ribosomal subunit; ribosome. Gene Ontology annotation, biological process: translation. The record is from RefSeq and is a predicted model, not a curated record. Lineage: Eukaryota; Metazoa; Chordata; Lepidosauria; Squamata; Colubridae. The coding region runs from base 54 to 599 and encodes 181 amino acids. Gene Ontology annotation, molecular function: structural constituent of ribosome.